CGGGAAUAUUAUACUCUGUUCACUGGCGGUAAACGCGCGGCCAUUAAAACCUCACCGAGUGCACUCCGUGUAGAGACACAAACCAGGCAGGAAUACUCGAUCGGAUUCACAGAUAAAGCGAUGGCUACGAACGGCCUCGAGCGCAACAGCAGCGUCAAGCCUGUACCUGAUGAUAUUAAGGGGAAGAAAUCCCAACGAACUGUACAGGAGUUAAAAGCAAUUGAGAAAUGGCUUCCGAUGACCUCUUCGAGGAAUGCCAAGUGGUGGUAUUCGGCUUUCCACAAUGUCACUGCCAUGGUUGGUGCAGGAGUACUCGGCCUUCCCUAUGCCAUGUCUCAGCUUGGAUGGGGAUCUGGUGUUGCAAUGAUGGUGAUGUCAUGGAUAAUCACUCUAUACACACUGUGGCAAAUGGUUGAGAUGCACGAGAUGGUUCCGGGGAAGCGUUUUGACAGAUACCACGAGCUGGGGCAGGAGGCUUUCGGUGAAAAGCUGGGACUAUGGAUCGUCGUCCCGCAACAGCUGGUGGUUGAGGUCGCUGUGGAUAUCGUGUACAUGGUCACAGGUGGAAAAUCCCUCAAGAAAUUCCAUGACUUGGUCUGCAAAGACUGCAAAAACAUCAAACUCUCCUACUUCAUCAUGAUCUUCGGUUCCGUCCACUUCGUCCUCUCCCACCUUCCCAACUUCAACUCCAUCUCCGGGGUGUCUCUAGCAGCAGCAGUCAUGUCAUUGAGUUACUCCACCAUCGCUUGGGGGGCUUCUGUGGACAAAGGCGUGCAACCGAAUGUGGACUACAGCUACAGAUCUUCAUCGACUAGUGGCACUGUUUUUGACUUCCUGAGUGGGUUGGGUGAUGUGGCUUUCGCUUUUGCAGGUCACAAUGUGGUGUUGGAGAUUCAAGCCACUAUCCCUUCCACAUCUGAAGUCCCUUCCAAGGGACCCAUGUGGAGGGGAGUGCUUGUAGCGUAUAUCGUUGUGGCCUUGUGCUACUUCCCGGUUGCCUUCAUCGGCUACUGGGUGUUUGGAAACCUAGUGGAAGACAACAUUCUAAUCUCCUUGCAGAAACCUACCUGGCUCAUUGCUAUGGCUAACCUCUUUGUCGUUAUUCAUGUCAUUGGAAGUUAUCAGAUCUAUGCAAUGCCUGUUUUUGAUAUGUUGGAGACAUUGCUAGUUAAGAAACUGAACUUCAAGCCUACUUGGUACCUGCGUUUCAUUACAAGAAAUAUAUACGUGGCAAUUACAAUGUUUCUUGGAAUCACAUUUCCUUUCUUUGGGGGGCUACUCGGAUUCUUUGGAGGAUUUGCUUUUGCCCCGACGACAUACUUUCUCCCAUGUGUGAUGUGGCUAGCUGUUUACAAGCCGAAGAAAUACAGUCUUUCUUGGAUCACAAACUGGGUUUGCAUUGUCCUGGGAGUUCUCUUGAUGAUUUUGGCACCCAUUGGCGGGCUACGGAAUAUCAUCGUACAAGCCAAAGACUACAAAUUCUACUCUUAAUUUAAAACAGAAACUCG
Molecule: messenger RNA, 1508 nt
Organism: Cuscuta europaea
Lineage: Eukaryota; Viridiplantae; Streptophyta; Magnoliopsida; Solanales; Convolvulaceae
Source: the annotation of a GenBank genome assembly